Messenger RNA from Magallana angulata, 765 nucleotides. RefSeq names its product P2X purinoceptor 7-like. The coding region runs from base 205 to 765 and encodes 186 amino acids. The transcript has 3 exons. The record is from RefSeq and is a predicted model, not a curated record. Lineage: Eukaryota; Metazoa; Mollusca; Bivalvia; Ostreida; Ostreidae.
UAGUAAUCACUUCCGAUAGUUUGUUUGAUGUAUAAAAGCGUUAAUUAGCCAUAAUAUCGAUUUAAAUCUGAGCCCCGAUCGUCAAAACAACCCGUUAAUUAGGUAGCGUGUCACGUGGUACUGUGACGUCAUAUGCGACCUUCUUCGAACAGCUGACUGUCAUCACAUAGUAGGAUUAGCGUUAUCUUUUGACAUUUACUCGCCAUGGAAGACGUUUUUUCUGAUGUUGAUGAAAUUCCCGAGAAUCUUAACAUCCAGCCGUACAUGUUUGAGCCCCCCUUGCAGAUAAAUAACGAUCAUAUAGCCCAAGAAAGUAGCGGGGAAAGUGACGAUGAAGUCCGUGGAAACGAUCAGCUCGAUAGACGUGCUAACACAAUUUGGUGUGAAUGUGGUUCCUGCGAAGUUAUGGAGACAACAAUGGAGUGCACAUGCUGUGCAGAGUUCCCACUUGUUGACCAGAUUCGAGAGUCAAGUGAGCUCGAAUGUAUUACUGACCAUGAAACCUUUAGAGACAAUUGCUUGAAUGCUCGAGUCCUUGAAGUUAGUCUCCAUGAGUACAUCCAAAGAGAGGGGCCACUGGAUGACAACGAACCAAUGAAUGAGGUAUAUCGACACAUCGCUUAUAGGAGAUUUGUCCUCUGGAUAUGGCACCGUCUAGGAAGGGGGAACCGAAAAGUUUUGCCAGCAUGUGUUGUGACAGCCAUUCGUAGGACAUUCCCAUCAGAGAACUACACUGGCUUUCGGGAAUCUCAUCUGGCUUCAUAG